This is a messenger RNA of Corticium candelabrum, 1492 nucleotides long. RefSeq lists its product as uncharacterized. The coding region runs from base 250 to 1416 and encodes 388 amino acids. The transcript has 9 exons. NCBI's taxonomy places the organism in Eukaryota, Metazoa, Porifera, Homoscleromorpha, Homosclerophorida, Plakinidae. Gene Ontology annotation, molecular function: calcium ion binding. The record is from RefSeq and is a predicted model, not a curated record.
AGUUUUCUGACAUAAAUGGAAAUUAUUACAGUAAAUGUAUAAUAAUAAUCGCAAUUCGCUACAAAAUUACAACACAAGAAUGAUAAGAAUAGCGCUGAUGUAGCCGUUCUUACAACAGCCCUAAGCCUUGUGACUAAUUGAUGAUUGUAGUCAUCACGUGACUAAAGUGGUGACUUUUGAUUGGUUGAAAGUGAUUGACGUCUAAAUGAAUUGUUCUUUGGAUGUGACCUUUAUGAAUGUUUCUAUGCGAUGACUGAAUCCGUAACAACAGAUCACCAGACUCUUUCCACUCCUGUUGUUCCUGUCCCGAAAGUUUCAAAUUCUGAGGCAUCAAUCCAAGAGAAAGCAGAAAAGUAUGGUUUGAAAAUUGAACAGGCAAAAGCAUUCAAGGAAGUGUUCGAUUUGUUUGAUGAGUACGGUGGCGGCACAAUCGAAGCUGAACAGCUAGACGCUACAAUGAAAUCUGUUGACAUUACCCUCACCCAAGAGGAUAUCAAGAGCAUUCUACAAGUAAUCGAUACAGGUAAUGGGGAAAUCGACUUUGAUGACUUCCUUCGUCUUAUGAUGUCAACAGAUAAAUAUGUGGCAACAAAACUUGAACUUAAAGAAAAUCAGCAAACAUCAAACGCGCGGCAAUCAAUUUUCUUAUCAGCAUUAACACGAUUUCUGAAGGCAUCUGCUAUGUCAUCUCUAGCCGAGCUUCAAAGGUUUUACAACAUCCAAGAAAGAAAAGCACCACACGUCGUUAGAGAUUACGCCGAUGGACAAAGAGUAAUUGGUCUGACAGCAAAACAACUAGAAAAACGUCUGGCUGCCCUUCGAGCAAGCAACAAGGAAAACCAAGACUCCCCCUAUGCCCAACCAGUUUUCCACCUCAACCAAAAGGAUCGGCAACCCACCAGAAAAUGGAUUCAAAAAAAAUUUCACAAAUCCGGCAAACACACAAUCAAACUUAUCGUCUUAUUGAAGUUUGGCGCAUUUAAGACAACUCCAAACACCCAGCAAACAAACCCACCAACAAAUGACACACACAAACAACAACAUUCAAACGCUACAGAAAAGCAGAAAAGGAGUGGGGCACUAUCGACGAGCAGACGAAGGCGGCACAAAAGUUGGGCAAGGAAAGUGAACUUCACGAGUGGAGUCACUCUACCGAGACUUGAUAAGUCAAUGAAGCUGUCAGAGCUGGGAAAUCUGACUGUAGACAAGCUGCCAACCAUUAGGAAAAAAGUAUCUGCUGCUAUUGUUGACUAUUACAAGCAACUUAACCAAAUGAGAGACAUGCUAUCCAAGAAGCAUUGGAAGGAUCUGUGCAUAGAAAGCGUUCCGUCUCCUUACUUACGAAAAAUUUUUAAAGAAGUAUUCGAGGCAUAUACUGAAGGACAAAAGAUCAGCCUGCCAUGGAUCUCUCCGUAACUGAAGAGUCAACACAGCUCAACUAUCACACCAGAGUUUCCACACUAGCCAACACAAUGGCAUCAACUCUGACUAU